Peromyscus maniculatus bairdii (prairie deer mouse) is the source of this 7257-nucleotide messenger RNA. It is a transcript of the gene Hoxd4, whose product is annotated as homeobox D4. The record is from RefSeq and is a predicted model, not a curated record. Gene Ontology annotation, biological process: positive regulation of transcription by RNA polymerase II; anterior/posterior pattern specification; embryonic skeletal system morphogenesis. Gene Ontology annotation, molecular function: DNA-binding transcription factor activity, RNA polymerase II-specific; RNA polymerase II cis-regulatory region sequence-specific DNA binding. Gene Ontology annotation, cellular component: nucleus; nucleoplasm. Lineage: Eukaryota; Metazoa; Chordata; Mammalia; Rodentia; Cricetidae.
CGCUUUAAUUUCAAAAAUUGAUUUGUUACAAACAGAAACAAACAUGUAACCCUUGAUGGCCUUGGGUCUGUUGAAUUGGCCUUCUUCCAGGAAGGGCUGUGCGUUCUGAGCUUACAUGGACACUCCUGUCUCUGUCCUGGAACCAGCUCCACCAGCCGGCGGCGUGAGUUCUAGGUUUGGGGUAGCAGCUGAACAAGAUGAGUGCUUGCUUUGUCUUUCACCUCUGUGCCUCUUUAGCUGCAGUUGAAGGAUUUCUGCUCCAGAGUUCUAUGGAAUUGGGUGGGGUCGGGGGCAGGGACUCUGAAGUUUGGAUCUGAGGAUGCUGGUGACACCUUCAGGAGGACCUUCUCAUUGGGGUGGUGCUGAUAGAGGAGACAGCAGGGGCUUUUCACUCACUGAAAAACCCAAGGGGUUUGAUUUUAAUGGAAGAGUGGGUUUGCAAGAGCCACAGGGGCCAGGCGUCCUCCCUCUCCUCUGAGAUGUCUUCCCUUCAGGGUCAGAGAAGCUGAGACUGGGCUCAGGGCCAGAUCUCUUUGCUGGGCCCCUGGUGAGGCUGAGAUUCCCCAGCUUGUAGCCUCCUCUAUGAACCAGGCCUGCACAAAGUGAACCUGACUCCAGGCUCGGUGAUAAAAAUCUGGAAUCUCCAGACUUCCUCUGGUCGCCCUCCCCACUCCACCUCGUUCCUGACACCCUUGGCUGUGGGUGCUUAUCUCUCCCGAGGCCGCUUGCUUGCAACCCCGAAUCUGGCGCCUUGAAGCUGCACACAGCACAAAAAGCGGCAGAGAUCAAACGCAUUUGUAUGGGCAGUUGAGCGGGAGGUGAAUAUUUAACGCUUCUGUUCAUCAAUAACUUGUUGGCUUUGACCUGUCUGAACAAGUCGAGCAAUAAGGUGAAAUGCAGGUCACGAUGUCUAACAAAUAUGAAAAUGUGUAUACUCAUUUUGGUCCGCACUCAACCCAUCAGGCUUCCCCAAUUUGUCUGGAUAAAGCCUAGGUAGGCCCAGUGUCCCCAGGAAAGCUAAAGGUGAAAGGGCUUGGCAUUAGCGGAAACCGGGGGGAGUCUUUAAAAAGAUUCUAACGUUUUUUAGAAUUGGCAGCCUGGAAAUCCCUUCAGAAUAGUCAAAACUGCACAUGAAAAGCGGGGGAGGAACAGCAAAGUGCAGGAUAAGAGUGAGCACCCGAUUUUGCCAGUUUGGGUGAGGGGAGUCUCCCUGCCCCCACCCCAUCAAACUAAGGUGUAAAACUUGAGAGUGAUUUUUGAAUUAUAGGGGAAGAAUCAAAACAAUACUUAGAAAUGUGGACAUCUUCAGCCUGUUGUCAGGCAUCCAGAAACUCGGCUCAGGACAGGGUAUGCCUCUGCCCCUGAAAUCAGGCCAGCCCCAGAGUGCAUCUGGGCUCUGGAUGCCCUGAAUUGAGGGGCAAGCCCAGGACAGCGGAGGCGCUGGGGCGGCGAAAUUCGUGAACUUUUGUACUCUUCUGUGCUGCUGUCGGCAAAGCAAAAAUAAUGAAACUUUGUGAUAUGUUUGUAAAUGAUUUCGAAUGACCCCUCGCCCUGCCCUUCACCAUUAGCGCGACGGUCUCAGCCCAGGGCGGCUCGGUGGCCGCAAACAGCGCCUGCCUCGGGGAGCAGCGGCAGCAGCAGCGGCAGCAGCAGCGGCAGCAGCAGUGGGAUCCGAAAGUCCAGCGGAGCUGAGGGCCCAGGAAGGUAAAUGCUGGAAUUCUGGGAGGACUAGCGGUGGCCACCAACCUGGUUCAGGAAUUGGUGAAGAAGAUCCCCUUUUGCCUUUUUCAAAACUCCCUGCCGCUGAGGACCUUUGCUUCUUUUUGGGAAAUACCACUUGAUAAGGGGGCGGGAGAUUUGGCUUGUGAAAGGGGGCAAUAAAGCCGCCAUCUCUGGGGUGAAAAGAAUUUCCCCCGUCCUUUCCUUUCCUUUCCUUUUUUAAGAAGAAGGUCCUGGUUGCUCAGCUGCUCCGUAGUUCUGAUCCUGGCAAGAGAAUAAGGGCACUCGCUGCUGCAAAUGGUCACCGAGCCUACCUGAGCUGCCUCUGAAAGCCGGGCUUGGGGAGUUCCUGGUGGCUGAGCUGAAGAGAUCUGGGCUAGCAACCGCCCGAGUGUCUGCUCUGGGUAGGACCCGAGGUUGUAACGUUGUCUAUAUAUACCCUGUAGAACCGAAUUUGUGUGGUACCCACAUAGUCACAGAUUCGAUUCUAGGGGAAUAUAUGGUCGAUGCAAAAACUUCAUAUGUCUCCUCCGACAUAACCAGAGACUAAGGCAUGAGAGGAGGGGCAGCCGAGCCGGCCAGCCACCUCUAUCUUCUUCAUUACCUUGGACUCCAGGAUGAUGGACUUUGCCUGGUGACAUCGUGCAGCCUUUUCCUGGAGAACCCCCCACCUUUAUCAAUAGAGGCUCCAGAAGGUGCUUAAGUGGUUGUCUGAGCGUAAGGGCCAGGUUUUAGGGCACUGGGGAGUGAGGUGAAAGGCCAGCAGCAGCUCUCCCCUUCAGGAGCAUGAGAUGCAAGGGUCCCCAAAUAGGGCUCACCUGGUUUUAAAACCCUUGUGUGGGAAGAAGACAAUCUGGAAGGAAGGCCACUGGAGACCUUUGGGGUACAUUUAGGCAAGGUUAAGGUCCCUUUACCACCAUCCCAACCCGACCCAAUCCACAGCUACUAGACCAAGGACAGUGAGGGCCUCCUGCUCUAUCAGCAAGACUCAACAUCAGCUAGAAACACCCCAGCCUGGACAUUGGCAGAAAACCAUAGUGGUUACUCAUUGCCUAGCUCAAUUCUGGUCCGCCAGAUUCUGGUAACUUUUGGGUGACCCUGAUGAAGACAAAGCCGCGACAGGUCUUUGUAUGUCAGAGUCCAGGACUCCCGCCAGCUGGCCGGGCAGGCUGCCUGCCUGGAACACUCUCUACCCAACUCAGAGGCCACAUUGCCCACACUCAUUCUUCCUUAUUUUGCACCCCAAUAGGAGAAUUCACUCUUCCUUGAACUGUGCCCACUUUGGGGGCUGCCUCAGGCGGUGGUAGUGAGGAGGGCAUGGGAGGUUAGCCAAGUCAGUGGAAAACAAAAGCUGAGAUGACCUGCUGAGGAGAGGGUUCUGGGGAUAGAAUUGGAACUCUAUUAACAUCUGUCAGGGACUCUCAAACGUGGCAUGGCAAGUCACUUGAUUACACGUAUGUUAUUUAGUUAAAUUUGUGAAAAUUAUGAGAUGCUCACAAACCCGGUGAUAAACUCGCUCCCUUCCUAUUGGCUGGCCUGGUCACAUGGCCGCCCAACUUUAUUCAGUUGACAGCAAGUAGGAGGGCCCAAUGGAAGGAGAAAAAAAGACAACACGAGAAAAAUUAGUAUUUUCUACCUUCUGAAAUUAAUGGCCAUGAGUUCGUAUAUGGUGAACUCUAAGUACGUGGACCCCAAGUUUCCUCCGUGCGAGGAAUAUUUGCAGGGUGGCUACCUAGGCGAGCAGGGAGCCGACUACUACGGCAGCGGCGCCCAGGGCGCCGACUUCCAGCCCUCGGGGCUCUACCCACGGCCCGAUUUCGGUGAGCAACCCUUCGGAGGCGGCGGGCCGGGGCCUGGCUCCGCGCUGCCGGCGGCGCGGGGUCACGGACAGGAGCCAGGCGGCCCAGGAAGUCACUACGGUGCCCCGGGAGAGCCGUGCCCGGCGCCCCCGCCUGCGCCCCUGCCUGGCGCCCGGGCCUGCAGCCAGCCCACGGGCCCCAAGCAGCCACCCCCCGGGACAGCACUUAAGCAGCCCGCUGUGGUCUACCCCUGGAUGAAGAAGGUGCAUGUGAAUUCGGUGAACCCCAACUACACCGGCGGGGAGCCCAAGCGUUCCCGGACGGCCUACACCAGACAGCAAGUCCUAGAACUGGAAAAGGAAUUUCAUUUUAACAGGUAUCUGACCAGACGCCGUCGGAUUGAAAUCGCUCACACCCUGUGUCUGUCUGAGCGCCAGAUCAAGAUCUGGUUCCAGAACCGGAGGAUGAAGUGGAAAAAAGACCACAAACUGCCCAACACCAAGGGCAGGUCUUCUUCUUCUUCCUCAUCUUCCUGCUCCUCUUCAGCUGCCCCCGGCCAGCAUUUGCAGCCCAUGGCCAAGGACCACCACACGGACCUGACGACCUUAUAGAAGUGGGGACCCUGGGCCCAUCCCUCCCUGCACGCCAGGUUGAGGCGAAGCUGCGGGUGCAGGCGUGGCCUGCUGUCACCUCGCUGGGCUCUAAGGUACUGUGGGGGUGGACCUGGGACAUACAGGCCGCCCUCGGACUAGGUUACCAUCCUGCCCGAGGGCAGCCCCCUCCCUAAAGGGAUGGGGUGGGAGGGUGGGCGGGCUUCUUUAAGUAUAUUAUCAUAUGGCAGGAGCUACUGAGAACAUAAAACCUUGGCGAGUCAUUAAACUCAUGAAAUCUCUGCUGUUGGAUUUUGAAUUUGCAAAUGAAGGUUGGAGGCUUUAUCCCAGUGUGAGCCUGGACAUUCUCCUCCACACCACCCCUCCAGGGAGCUGUGUGGUUUAGUAACUGUGGGGGGAGUUGAGGCAGAAGGCCAGCACCCAGUGUUGGGUGCUUUCACAGCAGGAGAGCUGAGCGAGAACCUCAGAACUUUCUGAGUUCUCUAUAGAAUUUCUGCUGUGAUAAUAAGAAAUGUUUUGCUCCCAGUGGCCCAUGCCCAAAGAAAUAAAUCCAAGGAGGAAGUGGAAACGGGUUAUUUUAUGUUUUGAUUAUAUUUGCUUAAAUAUUUAUUUGUUUGGGGGAAUGGACUCCAGAAAAUACCUGACACCUGUGUGCCAAAAAACCCUUAGGAUAGUGGAAGCGACUGAGCUUCAGGGGACUGAGUUAGAAAUCUGUGGACUCACUUCUGGCCCUAUUCCGGAUUUUGAGCUCCUCCCUCCCACCCACCCACCCUGGAAAUAUGUGUAGGAGGCCCUUAACUCUUCCAGAGGGAAGGCAAGGAUCCAGGAAAACUGCGUUUUGAAAAUACGUUUCCACAUGUGCUUGCCCAAGCCCUGUGUUUACAAGCAGUUCUGGGUGGCUGGAAGAAAGAGAAGGGGAAAAAAAGAAACAAAUGGUUCAAUAUUUUCCUCUGGGGAAAGAAAACAAAACCUAUAUGCCCUGGGUCAUCAGAUAAUGUCUGAAUUUUCUAUUCCAACGGGAUUCCAAAUGCUCCAAGUACUCCCACAUAGCAGGAUUAUAUAGGACUCAAUGUAUGGCCUCUUCCGGGGUGGUGCUGGCCAUAGAGACAAAGUGGGUAGGUAAGGAAGCCUUAUUUUUAAAAAGAAACUAAUAGACCCUGGAAGUCCACAAAAGUUUAUCUUAAAGAGAUUUCCCUUGAAGUGUUUUUUUUCCCCUAAAGUGUUUCUCAAGACAUCAGUUAGAAGCAGAAAUGAUAAAAGUCCCGAAGUUUUCAGGCCUACUUCUUUACCUUGAAGACAGUGACUUUAAAACAGUCUCAAACAACAGGAAAAAAAAUGGUUUAGUUCUUUAUUUAUUCUUAUUCCAUGUCUGGGAAGAGUUCAAGUCUCUUUUCUCUUAAAACGCUAACCCUUAAGGAUCAGGAAGGGAAGAGUAAAAGGUGGACAAGAGUUUAGACACUCAGAUGAAACAAGUCUUUGAAAGCUUGAACCCCAAAGCUUGGGCUCCAAACAGAACCCCCUGAUUGCAGUCCCCCCCAGUAAGAAAUGAGGGAGAGGUAAACCUAAAUUUUAACCAUAAGAUCAAUAGUGCUGUUACUGUUUUCAGUAUUUCAGAACACUUUAGAAGGUUUCGGUGGUUGUUUUUAAAAUAGACUUAAGUGGAGGAUGGAAAGGCCUGGUCUUUGGUUCUGUGUCUCCUGAGAACUGAGGGCAAGGAUUCAUUCAGCUGGAGCCCCUAAACUGAAAUCCUGCUUCUCUGAAGCAUCUUCCAAGCCUGGGUCUUUUGUAUUAGACCCUGGGGAAGGCUCUUUGUUCCUCCUUGGGGUGAGCCUGGUUCUCAGACUUGCACAUGGCAAUACUUGAAUAUCAACACGUCGGGAUAUUAAAGAUGGAUAUUCCUGCAUUAUUUGCAUCAUUGUUUCUAUGACAAAAAGCACAGAGUUCAUACAUAGUCAAGAUGUCUUUUUUCUGACGCCCUCACGUCGAGAAGCUGAAAAGGUAUUUUACUGAAGUUCGGCUAAAUUACAGAAUCAGGUUCAUCCAGAGGGCAAAUUUUCUGUUCGAUUAGCUGUAUUUCAGCCGGGAGGACUGACCUCUAAACCCUUAACCUUUUGGACUGUAACUACCCUUCUCUUCUUUUUCCCCCUCCCUCUAACAUGGAGACAGUCUUUGGAUAUUGCAUUUGAAAAGAGCCACUCUCCCUGGGCCAAUUGGAAAGUUGCUAAGAUUCUUUCCUAAAAGCCAAAUCUAAGCAUAUAUUGAACCACGUCCUUGGGGUGGGGGAGUAUAUAUUUUCACAAUAUUCAACUAUAUACUUACUAUGGAGAUUAUCAUGUAGAUUUUCCCCCUCUCCUCAGAAGUUCUGGGUACUCAUCCAGCUUCAGACCAAAUACUACCCCUCCUUCCUCCUGCCCCAAAGGAAAGCCAAGACUGUGCUUUCCAGAAGAAAACACCAGCUCCUUCUCAAACUUAGCCCCACUACUUUGGAAAGUAACUUAAUCUGAGAAACAAGUUCUUUGUUUUAAGUCUCAGCUCUUCCUUUCAGCUGGGAGGGAUUGUCUUUUGAAAUGCUAAUGGCGUUGUGCAGGGCCUGGAGAACAGUUGACAGCCCUAAGGUCCCCUUCGGACCCUAGUAUCCAUUUGGGCCCCAAAGAGUGGACCAGGAAAGGGGUAGGUUCCCCCCCCCCUCUACCCUAGUUACCUAGGGAAGGGAAGGGAAGAAGUCUCCAUGUGGGAAGGCACUCUAGAGAAAGCAAGAUGUGGAAAGACUCUGGCCCCAUUUGCUGUUAUUUAUUUCCAGUUUGUUCCCCCCCAAAUAUGAGCCAGAAGUGUUUGUUUGGGUGUUUUAAAACCUGCGUCGGGGUCGUGACUGGGGCUGAGGGGUGGGAUGUUUGCUGAGAACAGAGUGCCUCUGGCUCCCACCUCACUUUGUCCACUGCAGCCUUUUGUUGUGAGAUGACGUUGUCAGUCAGCCCCUUGAAGUCUGCUCACAAAGAUGCUUUUUACAAACAGAACUGACCAUGUUUUACUGCCACUGAUUAAAGUAUUAUUUAUAUUAAUUGUUGCCUGUAGUUUUGAUGUAAUUCAUUGAUCUAUAUUUGAAAUAAUAAAAGGUGUAGUAAAAUCUC